GCCUUUGCUGAGGCCAUGAGGGGUUACCAUGGCGACCGAGGCAGCCAUCCCCGCCCAGCCCGCUUUGCUGACCAGCAGCAUAUGGACGUGGGCCCAGCUGCCAGGGCCCCAUACCUGCUGGGCUCCAGGGAGGCCUUCUCCACUGAGCCCCGCUUCUGUGCCCCGAGAGCUGGCCUGGGACACAUUUCUCCUGAAGGGCCCCUGAGCCUGAGUGAGGGGCUGUCGGUAGGCCCUGAGGGAGGGCCAGGGGGGGCCGGGGUUGGGGGGGGUAGCAGCACCUUCCCCAGGAUGUACCCUGGCCAGAGCCCCUUCGACACCUGUGAAGACUGUGUGGGCCACCCACAGGGCAAGGGUGCCCCCCGCCUGCCUCCUACACUCCUGGAUCAGUUUGAAAAGCAGUUGCCAGUUCAACAAGAUGGCUUCCACACACUACCAUACCAGCGAGGGCCAGCAGGGGCAGGGCCCGGGCCAGCGCCAGGGACUGGCACUGCCCCAGAGCCCCGCAGCGAGAGCCCUAGCCGCAUCCGGCACCUGGUUCAUUCUGUGCAGAAGCUCUUUGCCAAGUCCCACUCUCUGGAGGCGCCGGGGAAGCGGGACUAUAAUGGGCCCAAGGCUGAGGGAAGAGGUGGCUCUGGAGGAGACAGCUACCCUGGCCCAGGAUCCGGAGGCCCCCACACCUCCCACCACCACCAUCACCACCACCAUCACCACCACCACCAGUCCCGGCACGGCAAGAGGAGCAAGAGCAAGGACCGCAAGGGGGAUGGGCGGCAUCAGGCCAAGUCCACAGGCUGGUGGAGCUCCGAUGACAACUUGGACAGUGAUAGCGGCUUCCUGGCGGGUGGCAGGCCCCCUGGGGAGCCUGGUGGUCCCUUCUGCCUGGAGGGUCCAGAUGGGUCCUACCGGGACUUGAGCUUCAAGGGGCGCUCGGGCGGGUCGGAAGGCCGCUGCCUUGCCUGCACUGGCAUGUCCAUGUCACUGGAUGGACAGUCGGUCAAGCGAAGUGCCUGGCAUACCAUGAUGGUCAGCCAGGGCCGGGAUGGAUACCCAGGGGCCGGGCCAGGCAAGGGGCUCCUGGGUCCGGAGACCAAGGCCAAAGCCAGGACUUAUCACUAUCUGCAGGUGCCGCAAGAUGACUGGGGGGGUUACCCCACUGGUGGCAAGGAUGGGGAGAUCCCCUGCCGCAGGAUGCGGAGCGGCAGCUACAUCAAAGCCAUGGGGGAUGAGGAGAGUGGAGACUCAGACGGCAGCCCCAAGACAUCUCCCAAAGCAGUCGCCCGACGCUUCACCACCCGUCGCUCCUCCAGCGUGGACCAGGCCAGGAUCAACUGCUGUGUCCCACCCCGGAUCCACCCCCGGAGCUCCAUCCCUGGCUACAGCCGUUCCCUCACCACUGGACAGCUCAGCGAUGAGUUGAACCAGCAGCUGGAGGCCGUGUGCGGGUCCGUGUUUGGGGAGCUGGAGUCCCAGGCCGUGGACGCCCUGGACCUGCCCGGCUGUUUCCGCAUGCGGAGCCACAGCUACCUCCGGGCCAUCCAGGCCGGCUGCUCUCAAGACGACGACUGCCUGCCCCUCCUUGCUACCCCUGCCGCUGUCUCAGGGAGGCCCGGCUCCUCCUUCAACUUCAGAAAGGCCCCGCCCCCCAUCCCGCCGGGAAGCCAGGCCCCGCCCCGCAUCUCCAUCACCGCCCAGAGCAGCACCGACUCCGCGCACGAGAGCUUCACGGCAGCCGAGGGCCCCGCCCGGCGCUGCAGCUCCGCCGACGGGCUGGACGGCCCCGCCAUGGGUGCGCGCACCUUGGAGUUGGCGCCGGUGCCGUCCCGGGCCAGCCCCAAGCCCCCCACACUCAUCAUCAAGACCAUCCCUGGCAGGGAGGAGCUGAGGAGCCUGGCGCGGCAGCGGAAGUGGCGGCCGUCCAUUGGGGUGCAGGUGGAGACGAUCUCAGAUUCAGACACCGAGAACAGGAGCCGGAGGGAGUUCCACUCCAUCGGCGUGCAGGUGGAAGAGGACAAGAGGCGAGCAAGGUUCAAGCGCUCCAACAGUGUGACGGCCGGUGUGCAGGCAGACCUGGAGCUGGAGGGCCUGGCAGGACUGGCCACGGUUGCCACAGAAGACAAGGCCCUGCAGUUUGGACGUUCCUUCCAGAGGCACGCCUCUGAGCCCCAGCCUGGGCCCCGGGCCCCCACUUACUCAGUCUUCCGCACGGUCCACACGCAGGGCCAGUGGGCCUACCGCGAGGGCUACCCACUGCCGUAUGAGCCGCCGGCCACCGAUGGGUCGCCCGGCCCUGCCCCCGCCCCCACCCCCGGCCCCGGGGCCGGCCGCCGUGACUCCUGGAUAGAGCGCGGUUCACGUAGCCUCCCCGACUCAGGCCGCGCGUCCCCCUGCCCACGGGACGGCGAGUGGUUCAUCAAGAUGCUGCGGGCAGAGGUGGAGAAGCUGGAGCACUGGUGCCAGCAGAUGGAGCGUGAGGCGGAGGACUAUGAGCUACCCGAGGAGAUCCUGGAGAAGAUCCGCAGUGCUGUGGGCAGCACACAACUUCUCCUGUCCCAGAAGGUUCAGCAGUUCUUCCGGCUGUGUCAGCAAAGCAUGGAUCCCACUGCGUUCCCUGUGCCCACCUUCCAGGACCUGGCGGGUUUCUGGGACCUCCUACAGCUCUCCAUCGAGGAUGUGACCCUCAAGUUCCUGGAGCUACAGCAACUCAAGGCCAACAGCUGGAAACUCCUGGAGCCUAAGGAGGAGAAGAAGGUCCCUCCGCCGAUACCAAAGAAGCCCCUGCGGGGCCGGGGCGUGCCGGUGAAGGAGCGCUCCCUGGACUCCGUGGACCGGCAGCGGCAGGAAGCGCGCAAGCGGCUCCUGGCGGCCAAGCGCGCUGCUUCCUUCCGCCACAGCUCGGCCACCGAGAGCGCCGACAGCAUCGAGAUCUACAUCCCCGAGGCCCAGACCAGGCUGUGACCGGUCCGGCCCGCCCAGCCCGGCCUGGGCCCGCGGUUCUCCACCCGUACUGUACACCCAGCGUCGAGGUCACUGUGAACGCGGGCCGCCCCGUGCGCCCGCCCCACCGGCACCGCACGCCCCAGCCCCCGGGCCCGUCACACUCUCGUGGGUUUUUUACCUUCCUGAUCCCACGCGAAGGCGCCCGGGCUGGGCAGGGGGCCGUGCCUCUCCGCCCUGCGCCCCUCACCUGGAUCCCCCGCCCACCUGGUCCGACGCUUUGUCCCCACCUCCUUUCAAUGGGCACCAUCUCUGCCAUUCUUUCCCCCCACGGGCCAGGCCGGGCCAGGCCCCACAUCUGGGCUCUGCGUCCCCUCCCCCCACCCCGCGGGGCUGGGCUUCGUGGGGAUCAAGCUUCGUGGCUUUUUAUGAAGAAUCCCGAACCCCGCCUAGGAGCCCGCCCCACCCUCCCAGGGGCUCCAUCCUCAGCCCUCUGCCCACUGGGCCCAGGGACCACAGUGGCUGGACCAACCCAGGACCAGGGCGCCUGGGCCUCUCCCCUUUCCCAGCGGCUGGGGAGGGGAGAUGGGGGCUUCCCCUCACCACACCUGUGGCUGUUCCCACAUCCCCUUGAGUAUCCCAGGAAAAAUAAAACGGCAGAACUGCA
Piliocolobus tephrosceles (Ugandan red Colobus) is the source of this 3601-nucleotide messenger RNA. It is a transcript of the gene DLGAP3, whose product is annotated as DLG associated protein 3. Gene Ontology annotation, molecular function: molecular adaptor activity. The record is from RefSeq and is a predicted model, not a curated record. Lineage: Eukaryota; Metazoa; Chordata; Mammalia; Primates; Cercopithecidae. Gene Ontology annotation, cellular component: postsynaptic specialization; glutamatergic synapse. Gene Ontology annotation, biological process: signaling.